Molecule: messenger RNA, 4902 nt
Organism: Engraulis encrasicolus (European anchovy)
Lineage: Eukaryota; Metazoa; Chordata; Actinopteri; Clupeiformes; Engraulidae
Gene: ptprz1b
Product: protein tyrosine phosphatase receptor type Z1b
Exons: 30
Coding region: 94-4161 (1355 amino acids)
Biological process (GO): peptidyl-tyrosine dephosphorylation
Molecular function (GO): protein tyrosine phosphatase activity; protein binding
Source: RefSeq, a predicted model, not a curated record
UAGCAUCCUCGCGUGCCUCAAGGCUCUCCAUACGUUUCCUUUUUGCUUGCCGCAGUCAGAUUUGCCAGCCAUAUUUUGUGGCGUUCACUGGGGAUGAAAAUGGAGAUGGACAGGAGACGUUUGUAUGUUCUGAUUGCACACCUUUGGAUCGUCAGUCAAAUAGAUGUGGCAGCAGCAUACUUCAGAAACCAGCGCAAGUUCUCAGACGACGUGGAGUGGUCCUACACAGGUACUCUAAACCAGCAGAACUGGCCCAAGAGGUACCCCUCGUGCAACACGGCCCGGCAGUCUCCCAUUGACAUCAAUGAGGACUUCACGCAGGUCAAACUGGACUUCCAGAACCUGCUGCUGGAGGGCUGGGACCAGAAGACGCCGGACUCCACCAUCAUCAAGAACGAUGGCAAGACAGUGGCGGUGAGCCUGGACGGGGAGUUCUACGUGAGCGGUGGAGGGCUGAGGUCCAGGUUUCGGGUGGGCAGAAUCACGUUCCACUGGGGCCGCUGCAACGCCACAUCAGACGGCUCUGAGCACAGCCUCAAUGGGGUUAAGUUCCCACUGGAGAUGCAGAUCUACUGCUAUGAGUCAGAGAAGUAUGCGUCUGUGGAUGCGGCACUUCAGGAUGGAGGGAGGAUAACGGCUCUAGCCGUCCUCUUUGAGGUCGGCCCGAGAGAGAACGAGAAUCUCAGCAACAUCAUAGACGCAGUCAACGCAGUCAGCCGUUUCGGUAAGAGCAGCUCGGUGGAGCCCUUCUCCAUGCUGGGCCUGCUGCCCAACUCCACAGAGAAGUACUACAUCUACAACGGCUCGCUCACCACGCCGCCCUGCUCCGAACCCGUGGAGUGGAUCGUCUUCAAAAACACGGCCUCGCUCUCCGAAAGCCAGCUGGAGGCGUUCUGCGAGGUGAUGACGAUGCAGCAGGCGGGCUACGUCAUGCUGAUGGACUACCUGCAGAACAACUUCCGCCAGCAGCAGGAGCAGUUCAUGGGACAGGUGUUCAGCUCCUACACAGGCACAGAGGAACUGCUGGACCCCAUUUGCAGCUCAGAGCCGGAGAACGUGCAGGCGGAGCCUCAGAACCUCACAGGCAUGGUGGUGACCUGGGAGAGGCCGAGGGCCGUCUAUGACACCACCAUCGAGCGCUACUCCGUCACCUACCAGAGGCUGCAGGGCAAGGACCCGCCCAAGAAGGAGUACCUCACCGACGGAGACCAGGACGUGGGAGCCAUCAUUGGAGGCCUGCUGGCCAACAGCAGUUAUGUGGUGCAGGUGGUGGCCCUCUGCAACAAUGGCCUGAAGGGACGCAUGAGUGACCAGUUCAUCAUAGACAUGCCACUUGAAGACCUGGAUAACAUCCCUGAUCCAUACACAGAUCCGCCAGAUACUGAUGACUACUUUGAGGUGAUGCCGUCCGCUGGCAGACAACCCGACGACCCCGAGGCCCCACCAGAUCGCACGAUCACCAGCGACUCCGACACCUCCAAGAGCUCCAUCUGGGUGACCAUGGCGACGGACCAGCCCGGCUUCCUGUUCCCGGGGGCGCCCCGGAGCACCACCCCGCCGCCACGGAGACGUAUCAUCACCGAGGAGGCCUCCCUGUCCUGGAGCCCCAGCCAGGACAAGGCCAACUCCUACACCCGCAAGCCCGCCACCAAGCUACUCCGUCCGGAGGGCGCCAAGCCCCCCAGCAACAAGGUGGUCACGGAUGUCUACUUUGAGGAGUACCUCAACAGCACCUUGUACAAGACCACCACCUCCAUGGGCACGCCACUGCCCGAUGAGGAGAUUGUCGGCGUGGUGACACUUCCCAAGGAACGCGCCUCCCAGAAGGACAACGAGGUGAGGGCAGGAGAAGAGCAGCAGUCUUCGCCUGCUGGUACUGGUACGGUCGACAAUGAUCUGCCAGACACUCCACUGGACGUCAGAACCACCAUCACUGUAGACGAGACUGAUAAAGAUACCACCUCCACCUCAGGUCCAUCAAGGACUACCUUGGCCCCAGGGAGUUCUACCAACCAAGAGCAGCUCUACACCACUCAGCCUAUGUUCAAUGAGGCCAGUAACAGCAGUCCUGAAUCGCGUGUGGGCAUGGUGGGAGGCGUGGAGCGGGAGAGGCGCACGGUGGUGCCCCUGGCCGUGGUGUCCACCCUCACCAUCCUCUGCCUACUGGUCCUCGUGGGUAUCCUCAUCUACUGGAGGAAGUGUUUCCAGACUGCUCACUUCUAUGUGGAGGACAACGCCUCACCCAGAGUCAUCUCAGCCCCUUCCACACCGUUACUCUUACCUAAUGGCACAGAUGAUAAUGAAGCCUUCUCUGUGAAGGAGUUUGUGAAGCACGUUGCCGAGCUUCACAGCACACACACGUUCUCCAAAGAGUUUGAGAUCUUGAAAGAGUCUUACGAGGAGAUUCAGUCCUGCUCAGUAGACAUGGGCAUGACCACCGACAGCUCCAAUCACCCUGACAACAAGAGCAAGAACCGAUACAUCAACAUCCUGGCCUAUGAUCACAGCAGAGUGAGGCUGUCACCCAAUACUGAUACGGAAGGGGAGUGUGGAGACUACAUCAAUGCAAACUACGUGGAUGGCUUCAACCAGCCCAAGGCCUUCAUAGCAGCCCAGGGCCCCAUGAAAGCCAGCCUGGAGGACUUCUGGAGGAUGGUGUGGGAGCAGAACGUGGGGGUCAUCGUCAUGAUCACCAACCUGCUGGAGAAGGGACGGAGGAAGUGCGAUCAAUAUUGGCCUGUGGAGAACCAAGAAGAGUACGGCUGUUUCCUGGUGACUCUGAAAAGCACCAAGACCCUGGCUUACUACACACAAAGGACCUUCACCUUGCGCAACACCACCAUCAAAAGGGGGUCCCCGAAGGGUCGCAGUCAGGAGCGAACCGUGCUGCAGUACCACUACACCCAGUGGCCGGACAUGGGCGUCCCGGAGUACACUCUGCCCGUGCUGUCGUUCGUGCGGAAGUCCUCCCAGGCCAAGGCUGCGGACAUGGGACCGAUGGUGGUACACUGCAGCGCUGGUGUGGGCAGGACAGGCACCUACAUCGUGCUGGACAGCAUGCUGCGCCAGAUCAAAGAGCUGAGCACCGUGGACAUCAUGGGCUUCCUCAAACACAUCCGCACACAGAGGAACUACCUGGUACAGACCGAGGAGCAGUAUGUGUUCAUCCAUGAUGCCCUGGUGGAGGCCAUCCUCAGCAAGGAGACGGAGGUGUCCUCCACCCGCAUCCACGCCUACGUGUCUGACCUCCUCACGCCCGGACCCUCGGGCAAGACCAGGCUGGAGAAGCAGUUCAAGCUGGUCAGCCAGACAAACGUGAAGCAGUGUGAUUAUGCAUCUGCAUUGAAAGAGGGCAACGUGGAGAAGAACAGAACCUCCUCUCUCAUGCCAGUGGAGAGGUCCAGAGUGUGUCUGUCCACUGCAUCAGGAGAGACGUCAGACUACAUCAAUGCUUCUUAUGUCAUGGGCUACCGUCGCAGCUCUGAGUUCAUCAUCACCCAGAGCCCCAUGCCCAGCACAGUCAAGGACUUCUGGAGGAUGAUUUGGGACCACAACUCCCAGAUCAUUGUGUCCCUGCCAGACGCCCAACGCCAGACUGAGGAGGAUGAGUUUGUCUACUGGCCCGUGAAAGACCAGCCAAUCAACUGUGAGACCUUCACUGUAACCUUUACCGGCGAGGACAAUGUGUGUCUGUCCAGUGAGGAGAAGCUGAUUGUCCACGACUUUAUACUGGAAGCCACACAGGAUGACUAUGUCUUGGAAGUGCGUCAGUAUCGGACACCCCGCUGGCCCAACCCUGACAGCCCCAUCAGCAACACCUUCGAGCUGAUCAAUAUCAUCAGAGAGGACACGCGCCACCGGGAGGGAACCAUUGUUGUCCACGACAGGUACGGAGGUUCCACUGCUGGAGUCUUCUGCUCCAUGACAACACUGGCAGAUCAGCUGGAGGAGGAAAACUGUGUUGACGUGUACCAAACCGCCCGCAUGACCAACCUCAUGAGACCUGGGGUCUUCACUGACAUGGAGCAGUAUCAGUUCCUCUACAAAGCUAUCCUGAGUCUGGUUAGCACCAAAGAGGACGAGAAGGCCUUCCGCUCCUCCGAAAACAACGGCAGCGUCCCCACCGGCAAUGGCCCCGAGAGCCUGGAGUCCCUCAUGUAACCAUGACAACAACAACGGCCCCUGGAAGAAGGAACGCUUAUGUUUUAUUGUACAAAAGCAAUGUGUCCUGUGUAGCGGAGGAAUGUCUUUUUUUGUUUGCCUUGCCUUGAAAACAAAAACAUGUUGCUCCCUUGUGUGUAUGUAUGUCUUCGGUGCUGGAUACUAUGUGGUCUUUGUCUUUUUGUGCCUUUUCUUGUUGUCAUGUCGAGAAUGCUUUGGUACAAUUGCAUUGUUGUAACUAAUGCCAAAUGUUGUAUUGUUGGACUGUCGCUGUCUGAAUGAUUUGUUGAGGCCAUCGGUAUAAUUUGAUUUAACAAUUUCUAAAAUGUCAUUCGUGGGUAAUCAUUUCUGAAGGAGGGGGAGAUUGUCUAUUUUUUAUAGAUGCUCUGGGUUGGAAAAGAAACCCGAGAUGAAAUCUCUAUGCUGUAUAUAAUAAGAUGUCAGAUGCUAUUGUAUAGGGUGGGAACAUGGAAAAAGAAGACAAUAAUAUUCUAACUUGUAAAUAGUUAAUAUCACAUCCACAGACCAAAUCUAUUUAUACGACUAGAUUUUGUAUUUUACUACUGUCUUUUGUAGCUUUAACCGUCUUACCUGUCUUUUGAUAAAUUAGUUCAAAUAUUGGAUCAAAUUUUUAAUACCUGCCCUUAUGUAUUAUCUUUGAUUAUGGAUCAUAUUCAUGGAAUGUUGGGGUUUUGUAUCUGUAGUUGUACAUAGUAACAAUGUUUUCAAAGCGAGAGACUG